Messenger RNA from Cornus florida, 1102 nucleotides. RefSeq lists its product as uncharacterized. Bases 172 to 729 code for a protein of 185 amino acids. The record is from RefSeq and is a predicted model, not a curated record. NCBI's taxonomy places the organism in Eukaryota, Viridiplantae, Streptophyta, Magnoliopsida, Cornales, Cornaceae. The transcript has 5 exons.
CUCCUCACUGGCACAGAGUCUACACCAGCAAGCAGAGCGCACAAAAAUAAUCCCCUCCUUUCUUUUAUUCUGAUGACACUGUGCAAACCCUGAAGAGGAAGAAAAAUUAGAAAGAAAGAACCAUUUGUUAUUUUGGAGACAGUUCUACGCAUAUACAAUCACUGGUUAAAAAUGGAGCCGGGUUUGAGUGGUGAAGAACCUCCUUCGUGGGAUGAACUGUACAAUAUCAAUUUAAUGCCGUCGGAGUUGUUCCUCAAGUUCCGGAAAGAAAUUGAGGGGUUCCGUGUUGGGGUCAAUUUGGAGUUUUAUAAUGCUCCAACAAACGAGUACCAGGCAAAGCUAGUGUUGAAACCUCUAGCCCAUGAUAGGAGAUGGAAGUUCAUAUAUGAACCAAUACACAAUGAUGUGCGGCUUCUUUCUAAGAAAAUCCCAAUAACCAAAUUUUUAAAUCUCCAGGUUGGUAUUGGACAUAGUUUUCAGAUGAAAACAACUGGUUGGAAAUGGAAGCUUACUACUUGUUUGGGUGGAGAUGGUCUAUCUCGGAUUCGGAAUAAGACAUCACUUGGUUUGUGCCCUGGUGUGGAUUUCCGGUUUGCCUGGAAAGCUGACUAUGUUCUUCCAGAAUUUACUGGAGCCGUGGGCACUGGUGAAAAGUUGUUCAACAUGGAGUCAGGACGUUUACAAGCAUCACUUGACAGAAUUGAGACCAUUUUAACACAUACAUCAUAAAUGAUACCUGUCAAAGGACCAGGUAUCUCUCUCUCUCUCUCUCUCUCUCUCUCUCCCCGAGUGUGGUCCCAAGGGAAUUUGAACUCCCAUGGACCAGUUAUGACUUUUUUGGAAAGAUUCCCACGAAGAAUGUUAAAAGAAUCGUUGCAGCUUUCAUAUUCAAUCAGUAUAAUUUGGAGCAUUUGGAACCACAAAAAGUUGUUGUAGUUUUCCAUUAUCGUCAUUGUAACAUUUUCCCAAUUUUUUUGUUUGUUUUGUUAGUUAUGCUGAUUUGUGUUUUUUUCCUGCCGUUUAGAAUAUGGGCAUUGUAAGAUUGACGAAUGACCUUAUUUCUAUUGAUAUGAACAUUUUGUGGAUGAGUCCUUUGACAUGA